GGACACCUGCACGGGGACCGUGCCAGGAUCGACUGUGCCGACACCGGAGAUCACAGAGGAUGCCCCUCGCCGACCACCUGCUCCUCCUGCUCGUCGGACUACUGGCCCUUUCUCACGAUGGCCGAAGUCAAACCGCUGAGCACCAGCAGGAGGAUCCGGGCACAGACGAGGGCUCCCCCAUGCUCAGGAUCGCCCCGAGCAACACAGACUUUGCCCUCAGCUUCUACCACCUGGUAGCUUCCCAAAACCCCAAGGGCAAUGUCUUCUUCUCCCGCCUGAGCAUCUCCGCCGCCUACGCCAUGCUGUCCCUGGGGGCCCGUGCCGACACCUGGGCCCAGAUCCUCGAGGGCCUGGGCUUCAACCUCACCGAGGUGCCCGAGUCCGACAUCCACCGGGGCUUCCGGCACCUGCUGCGCACUCUCAACCUCCCGAAUGACAGGCUGGAGACCCGCGUGGGCAGCGCCCUGUUCCUGGGCCAGGACCUGCAGCCCCUACCCAGCUUCCUCAACGACACCACGGCCUUCUACGGGGCCAAGGUCUUUCGCCACUUCCUCGACGCGGAGGGCACAGCCCAGCUCAUCAACAGCCACGUCAGGGAGGAGACCCGAGGGAAGAUCGAAAACGUGGUCAAGAUCACCCCCGAGGUCGUGAUGGUGCUGGUGAAUUACAUUUACUUCAAAGGUCUGUGGGAAAAACCGUUCAGCCAGUCGAAGAGCUACACCCAAGACUUCCACGUGGACGAGAAGACGGUGGUCCAGGUGCCGAUGAUGUUUCAAGACAGGAACUACCACUGGUACCUUCACGAUCGGUACCUGCCCUGCUCGGUGCUCCGGAUGGACUACCACGGCCACGCCAGGGCCCUGUUCAUCCUGCCCGACAAAGGGAAAAUGAAGCAGGUGGAGGAGGUUCUGACGCCGGAGAUGCUGAGCCGCUGGAACAGCCUGCUGCAGAGGAGGUCUUUCUACAAGAAACUCGAGUUGCAUUUGCCCAAGUUCUCCAUUUCUGGCUCCUACGACUUAGACGAGAUCCUGCCGCAGCUGGGCAUCAGGGACCUGUUUUCGAGGGCGGCUAACCUCUCCGGCAUCACUACUCAACAGAACAUGCUGGUGUCCAAGAGUUUCCACAAGGCCGUCCUGGAAGUGGAUGAAGCCGGCACCCAGGCUGCGGCGGCCACCAGAGUCUCUGUCAUCUUCCUCUCCGCCGCACGCAAUCCCUACGUCCUCCGGUUCAACCGGCCCUUCUUCGUGGUGAUCUUCUCCACCAGCACCCAGAGCAUCCUCUUUCUGGGCAAGGUGGUCAACCCCACGGAGUCAUAGCCCGCCCAGAGCCGCAGGCACAGGAGCCGUGGCCGGGCGCAGCCCCGCAUGGGCUGGGGGGUGCGGAAGAUGCCGAGAGUCCAGGCAGGAGCUGUCGGUGAUGGGAGGGGUGGGGGGGGUUGGUACCAGAUGGGCGUGGACUGGACACUCCGCUCCCCAGGGCUGUGCAACCUCGGGCCCCUGGUGUGAUCUCUUUGAGCGAGUUUCCACCCUGGAGAAUAGGAGACGCCCUCCAGGGUGGUUGUGUGAAUUAAACCGAUGGCUGUGAG
This is a messenger RNA of Phyllostomus discolor (pale spear-nosed bat), 1585 nucleotides long. Its product is annotated as kallistatin-like. Gene Ontology annotation, molecular function: serine-type endopeptidase inhibitor activity. NCBI's taxonomy places the organism in Eukaryota, Metazoa, Chordata, Mammalia, Chiroptera, Phyllostomidae. The record is from RefSeq and is a predicted model, not a curated record. Gene Ontology annotation, biological process: negative regulation of endopeptidase activity.